GUCUUUCCUCUUCCCCUUCCUCCUCCUCCUCCUCCUCCUCCACGCUUCCGCAAAUUUCCGAUCUCCUCCUCCUCCUCAUCCAGCUCGCUCGCUCGCUCGCGGCGGAGAAUCCAGCCCGAGCAGGCUGGCUUGUGCUUGAGCUAGAAUCUCCGGCCCCGUCGCAGGCUCCGUAUCAACCAAGAUAUAAGCUCCACACGGUUUAUUGAACAUUUGUGCCAGACUAUUGGGGUGAACAUUCAGUCAAGUCUUCAAAGUGUUUAUUCCAAAACAAAUGCAAUGAGUUGUCAUACAAGGGGCUUGUUGAAGGAAUACAACAUAUAUUUAUAGGCGAUCACCUAUAUUUUUCUGACUCAUGGGCGACUGGGUUAUAGGAGCACUGAUCAACAUUGUGGGGAGUGUUGCCAUAAACUUUGGUACCAACCUUCUGAAAUUGGGCCAUGAUCAGAGAGAGAAGCUUUCGACAACCAACAACAAUCAAGGCAAUGACAAAUUUGUUCCGAAGUCAGUUAUGCAUUUUCAAACUUGGAGAAUAGGCAUACUGUUCUUUGCUGCGGGAAACUGCCUCAACUUCAUGUCCUUCGCAUAUGCCGCACAGUCACUUCUUGCAGCUCUUGGAUCGAUUCAAUUUGUGUCCAAUAUUGCAUUUGCUUACUUUGUGUUGAACAAGACCAUUUCAGUGAAAGUCAUGGUAGCAACAACAUUUAUUGUAUUUGGCAAUAUCUUCCUAGUUUCCUUUGGUAAUCAUCAAUCUCCAGUUUACACCCCGGAGCAGCUAGUUGCGAAAUACAGCAAUUUAGUGUUUGUUCUCUAUUGCAUGUCACUGGUCUUUGUGGUUGCAUUCAAUCAGUAUCUCUACAGGAGUGGAGAAACUAUCAUUUCGGAUAGUGCGAAACAUACUGGCUCACAUUGGCGGACAUUGUUGCCAUUUUCUUAUGCUAUUGUAUCUGGUGCUAUUGGAUCUUGUUCUGUCUUAUUUGCAAAAUCAUUGUCAAACAUGCUGAGGCUAACAAUGAGCAGCAGAUACCAGUUCCAUAGCUGGUUCACAUACUCAAUGCUUCUGUUGUUCCUCUUUACAGCUGGCUUUUGGAUGGCGAGAUUGAAUGAAGGCCUGUCUCUUUUUGAUGCAAUACUGAUUGUUCCAAUGUUUCAGAUUGCUUGGACCUUUUUUUCUAUUUGCACAGGAUUUGUGUACUUUCAAGAAUAUCAAGUAUUUGAUACCCUGAGGAUAGUGAUGUUUGUAUUGGGCAUGACAUCUGUCUUUAUAGGCAUCUCCUUACUGGCACCCGACGACAGUAAAGUUGACACCAAAGAUGGUUCUAGUGCCACCCAGGAACCUGCAAUUGAUGCAAACAGGCCUGGAAAGAUGCAGACGGAGGAGACAGAAGUUGAUGGUACUAACUCCUUCACAAGUUCAGUAAAAGUAAAAGCAAAACGCAUACUGUCCAAGGCAAAGUCGGCUUGCUCCAUGUCACUUGGCCUUGGGGAGGAGACCAUCAGCGCUUCAUCGGUGCUUGCGAUGCCGAUGGUCUCCUCACGAACAACAGGGUUCAGAGGAAUCGCAACCGACCGAUCAAAGUACAUUCCUUUGCGGUCGACCGAUUGGGACAAUCUAUAGUUGACGAUGAUUUGAAUUACAGGUAUACAAGCCAAAUGUCUUACUUGGAUGUUGCCAAGCGGAUGCCAGUAAAUUUUUGUUGCUUCCGGAAGGCAACUGUUUAUUCCACCCCUAUAGCUUAGCUGUAACAUGAGUGUAUAGUUCGAUAAAACUUCCCUUGAAACACUGUCCAUACCCAGGUUGUUGUAUUUCUUCGAAACAGGUGCCUACAAUACUUGUAUAAACACGCCACACAUGUUAGAACAAACUUCAAUGAUUCAAUUCACUCUUCCCAUUGGUGUCCCAAGCAA
This is a messenger RNA of Oryza sativa Japonica Group (Japanese rice), 1905 nucleotides long. RefSeq names its product probable magnesium transporter NIPA8. The record is from RefSeq and is a predicted model, not a curated record. Gene Ontology annotation, cellular component: membrane. NCBI's taxonomy places the organism in Eukaryota, Viridiplantae, Streptophyta, Magnoliopsida, Poales, Poaceae. Gene Ontology annotation, biological process: magnesium ion transport. Gene Ontology annotation, molecular function: magnesium ion transmembrane transporter activity.